Messenger RNA from Ostrea edulis (European flat oyster), 4901 nucleotides. RefSeq lists its product as uncharacterized. The record is from RefSeq and is a predicted model, not a curated record. Lineage: Eukaryota; Metazoa; Mollusca; Bivalvia; Ostreida; Ostreidae. The coding region runs from base 606 to 4772 and encodes 1388 amino acids. The transcript has 3 exons.
GUUUUGACGAUGUAACUUUUCCCCUAUAUCAUGAAUACUCGCAUAUAUCAAGCUUUGUAAACGCGCAUGCACCAUAAAAAAAAUUUUGUUCGUGCAUCUGACUGUCAAUGUUAACCCUGUUCUUGGACGAAGCUCGCAUUUUUCUGCCUGGUACAAACAUCGCCUGUAAUUUUAUCAAAUCUGUUCUAUUUACCAGAAUCACGCUCAGAGAGACUUUAUGACGAUUUCAUAUCCUCAUACCAAGAUAUGCUCACACAAAAUAAAUUAUACAAGCCCUUCUCUUUGUUUCAUGGUCCGCUUCCUGACUCAGUAAGGUGACAUAUUUGACGGUUGUCUCUGAUCAUCAAGAGAACAAGCUGGCCAUCAAAAAUUGUGUAUAGCACACAGUAAUUAUAACCACCAUGCCCAUUGGUAUAAAAGCAUAAAGAUGUCCAGUCGUAAGCCAAUCAAAUCGUGGUUUUCGAAAAAGCUAUGACACAUAAGUAUCAACUGUAGAGCUAUAUGUCCUCUCGAUGUAUUCAAACAAUGGGAUGUUUAGAAAGCGUACGUGAGAUGCACAGAUAGUUUUGAUAAUCAUCAAAAAGUUUCUGCUUGUGCUGAAAACAAUGUGUGCUUUAAGGAUUCUUUUUAUGACUGUGAUGUUAUUCUGUUUUUGUGACGGGACUUAUUUCUUUAAACCUAAGAAAAUAUUUUUGCCUCCGAUUCAUCAUAUGCCUCACAUGCAUCAUCAUCCGCACCCUCAUCACCACCACCACCAUCAUCACCAUCAUCAUGGAAUGAAGGACCACGGACACAUUCACAAAUUUCACAAGACAAAGAUUCUGAGACCGAUCAUUCACCACAAAAUUCGCCCUCUUCCAAAACCAGUGAUGUACAAGACUUUUCUGAUUAGAAAAUACAGUUUGCCGCCAAAUUUUCAUGUGCACAUUCCGUUGAAUAAGAAAAUCUAUGCACACACCCAUGGACCACCUGGACCGCAUACCCAUUAUCCAGAAAAACCCAUGUUUAUGAUGCAAAAACGAAAGAUGAAGAAGCUUUAUAGACCAAAACAAGUGUUUCCUCCUCGUGGAUAUCAACAACCUCCAGCAAAGAAUAUUUUGAGACAUAGAAAUAUACGAAAAUAUCCACAAAUACCGGAUCCAUCCAUGCAAAUGCAGACAAAUAUGUUUCUACCUACAGGAAUUCUACCACCGCCAAAAUCUAGGCCCCCCAAAACCCCUGGAAUUAACAAGUAUGACCUGUGGCUUACGAAAAUUAAUGAGUGGAUGAUAAAAAAUCAGAAUACUGCUAAAGGACUCCCAGUGAAGAGAAAAAGAAAACGGAUUAUCAACAAGAUACACAUGAAUGUCCCAACUCCUGUUCAAAAAUUGAACAUUAAGAAACCCGAACCGAAAAAAAAGAACGACGGAAUCAUCGCUAACUUUGUGGUAGUCAAGCCACCGUUUAUCAGCAAGAGUGAGGAGACUGCCGUUCCAGGAAUCCCCGUAUUUGAAAAUCCCAAACCCUCUAUAAAAGACAAUAUUCUGGAUAUUCCAAAAUUAGAUAUGAAACUGCGUCCCACAGCGCCAGUGAUGGGUAUUCCUAUCAGUCUGGAUGAUAUAGGACCCCCGUUUGAUAUUAACGUUGCCAAUAACCAGAACCGGGGUGACCUUCCACCACCCAUUGAAAUUGUUGACGACCCAGGUCCUAGUAGAACCGGUGAUGGUGAUAGAAUUGGCAUUGGGAUUCCUGUAAAUUUGAGUCCGGGACCAUUUGAGUCGGAUUCCGUUACACCUCCCAACAUCAUAGUGGACAGGUUACCUACAGAACAGAACGUCAACAGUAUUGUUCCGCUUCCCGGGAAAAUCAACGAUAUGCUGACAAAUGUAGGUGACUUGUCUCACUUUCCAAAUUUAGAUUUGAGUAAUGAACCAUUAAUAAUUGAACCCUUUAUGCAAAUACCACCGCUCAGUCAGAGUCCGAUGCCGUUUGACAUACAGCCAUUCCCUUGGGAUGUAUCGCAAAUACCUUUCCCACCGGAAAUAAUUCCACGUACUUCAAAUAAGGAAAAGGAACCGUACGUUAUGAAACCAUUGGAACCGAUUGUAAAGAUGAUUGGCCGGGACAGCGUGAAACGUAAAAACGACACAGUAUUUGUUCCUAAACCAAUAUUAGACCCAGAAUAUAAUGAUACUGAGAUUGCAAAAGAAGCACCGUAUAACAUAUUUACAGAGGGCCCAGCUGAUGUAUCCACAAAUGAACAUCAAACAUCAAUGCCGCCAAUUCCACUGCAGACUAUUAAACAUGACCCCAGUGCAUCAUCAAUUUCUACAACAGCGCAACCAUCAACUAAAUACCAAACGACGUUUACUCUACCACCAUUGUCUUUAAUGGAGUUCAAACAUUCAACUUCUUCUCCGGAUGUAACAACACAGACAACAACUAUGCGAAACAAAGAAACGACACCAGCAAUUAUGACAACAACUCCAUUACCAACAAUCAUACCGGUACCAGAUCCCAGUAUCCUUGUAAAUGGAUCAACGGGAGAAGGUCAACAUAAUGUGGACAUGGUUGACCAAAUAAUAGAUAAAGAACAACAGAAUGACACAGCGUUCUUUAAAUAUCGACCGGAAGAAUCGUUCCCCUACUUAUCAUUUCAUGGUCUAAAGACAUCAACAGCAGCUUCAAAAAUCUCGGAUACUCGCAAAGAGACAACAACGGCUUGGGCGGUAACUACCGCUUCUCAGCCGACAACAAAACUAUUCAAAGAAACACCAGGUGUGCAAAUAUUUACGACAACACUUCCCGCACCUGUGACAAACGAUCAGGUAAAUGAGGAAAUAAUUUUAGAUUUUAUGACUGAUAAACAAAUUAGAUCAUCAAGAUCCGAUGUUGUGCUUGAUUAUUCAACCUCUGAUAAAGACCAAACAACAACGCCGAAAACACAAGAACGUACAUCGUUAAAGAGGAGCGACUCUACUUCCACGCAGCCGACAACUGCGGAAGCAACAACAUCGACCACUACAUUACCCACCACAACACAACUCCUGACAAUCCCAAGUUCAACCACAAAAACCACAUUAAAAAAUCAUACCACUCCGAAAUUAGAUGAUGUUAGUAUGGACUCAUCAACAACACAGUCAGUAUCGACAACAAAGUCUACCACACUUGACCAAACAACAGAACGUAUCUCAUCCACAACAAGUGACUACUAUUCAGAAACACCAACAUACGACUAUGUUACAGACCUUUAUGACUGGCCUUUCAACUGGACAGAAAAUUCAACCUUUGUAUAUUUCGAUGACGUCCUGAACAUAACACAACAAACAACAGAAAUACGUGUUGAAAAUACAACAACGCCAACAGUCAACAUGACUUCAACACCAACACCAUCAACUUCAAUAUUGGUUUCUUCCGAGUUUUCCUCAAGUCACAACCCCACCACAACUAUGAUGGAUUUUAGAGGCACAAAACAGACGACAACACUCCCGUCACCUCAGACAGCGGAUCUUGAUCAGACAACAACCAAUACCUCUACCGAACCUACAUCUACAAUUGAAAAGCACUGGCAAACAUCACUCUCGCAAACUAACACAACGACCCCGAUAGCUACUGGACGCUCAACAACAAUGUCAAACAACCAAAACAUUUCAGUCACUACAUCAACUCCGAGAUCAUCAACAACCGAAGGAACAAAGAUAUGCCAACAAAUAUACUGCCAAAUCGGUCAUGAAUGUACAGAGAAUAAUACAUGGCUUUGCCCAGAUGACGCGCCCGGGACUGACUGCCAGUGCACGCAGGGGUGCCGAGAAGGGCAAAUGUUCAUACCACUUGGAGAAUCAUUCUAUGUAGACGAGUGUGGCAGUGUCUGUUCUUGCUUUAACCUUUACGGAAAGGCUGAGUGCCAAAAGAUGCAAUGUCCAAACAGCACCGUAGCAGAUCCGGAAAAGAACCGACGAAACUAUACUGGGAUUUCCAUCGGCGGCGUGAUCUACAUUCCUGUACAACGUGUCAAAAUUCCAAAGAAAACCAAAUCGAAAAUUCCCGGUGACGAUGGCUAUACGUAUGGUAUUUCGAUUGGUGGUGUCAUCUAUAUACCGAAAAGAAACCACACGAACGCUCAACUUGAUAAAAACACCAAUUGGACGUCCGGAAUAUCGCUGGGUGGCGUCAUUUAUGUUCCUUCUCGAGAACACACAAAUGAACAAAAUGUCAAUUCUGACUAUGAGAAUGUGGUUGACGGGAAUUCUAGUUGGACAAAAGGAAUAACUAUUGGAGGUAUAAUCUAUGUACCAGUGCAUAAAAGAAAGAAAACUUUUCAAGAAAAGAAUAAAGAGUUUGAAAAGAUAUAUGACAAGACAGAAUUUGCUGAUGCGGAUGUCAUAUCUGUUGAAACGCCUUACGGUUCAACACGGGGCAUCACUAUCGGAGGUGUUAUUUACAUACCAAACAAAAAGAGAAAUGAGCCUGUCCAUUUCCUUGGUGGAAACGAAUUGCAAUCAAACAAUAAAAAUCAGACUUCGCCAAUACAAGUGGAAUACCCACUCGGAUGGACAGAUGGCAUUUCAAUCGGUGGGAUCAUUUAUGUGCCCGUCCAACAACGCCGGAAGGUCCAAAACGAACCAGUUUAUUUGAUACCCAACAUCAAAACAGAACCCGACAACAAAAAUAACAUUCCGUAUUUGACUAAAACCGCUGGGAUACAUAUUGGAGGCAUCAUCAACGUUCCCAUUGCUAAACGAUCAUCAAUUAAAUCUAUCAAAAUAAAAAAGAUGAACCCAGCUUUUGGAUAAGUUUGUUCCAAAACCUACGUAUCCCAUUCUUUUCAAUGCUACAAAAUUUCAUCACGAUGAGGCACACAGUCCCAUUUGCAUGUUAUUUAUUUAUUUGUGAUAUUGCUUUAUCAUUUUCAUUUUGUCAUG